UCGAGCUGUAGUGUUUCCUUGUUCCCGAUAGGAAAUAUCUUUGAAAUUUAUUUUAACAAAUGUUACCUCAGUCGUGACUACAACUGGGCCGACCCUUAUAACACUAGUAACUGCUCCAUGGCAGUAUUUAAUUUGAUAUUGGGUUGUUAAGUGUAUGCUGACAAAUUCAAAGUUCGAAAGCUAAGUUGGCUAACGCUACCAGUAAACUUUUUGGCUAGCAGCAAAGCUAGCUGGCUAGCUGUUUAAUAUUAGCCAGGCUGGCUUUUUGAAUCAGCACCGGACACUCGCACAGCUUCUACCUAUCUCGGAAUAAUGGCGAACCCGGUAUUGUUGCAGAAAAAUAAUGGAAAAUAUCUGUGGUUUUCUCUUCUCGGACUCGGAUUUCGAACAGACACUGCAAUGUCGUCUAUCGCCGGCAAAACCAACAUUAACGUUAAACACAUCAACCUGGGACCGAAUAUGUUUGAUAGACCAAACAAAGAUGCUUUCUACAUAGUAACCAAUUUCCUGUUGGAGAAACUCAAUCCUACACGAUAUCAUGAAGCAUACAGGCAUUGCUGGCCUGUUUUAAACCACAAAGCAGAUGCUGAGUUCCGCAAAGUUACCUGCGCUUGGCUGCGAGAAAUAAUGGAUGAAACUGCAAAUGCGGGAUCCAAAGUGGUUGCUUCCUUGUUCCUCUCCCCUGGAGGCCCCAAGUUUAUCAGCUUGAUGCUUAAUUUGGCCAGUCAUGUCAUGCUGCAAGAAAUGAAGACAUUCACCACAGAUGACAGCUGGGUGCCUGAGGCUGCAGCGAUGCCCACUUCUUCUGUGGACAUGGCAGUGAAAAGACUCAACCUGAUCAGUAAAAGGUUUUUGAAAACUGCAGUGGAUCAAGAUCGUUUUCUCCAGGAGUACCAGAGACAAGCCCAGCUUCUGGUGAAGUCUGUGAAGGAUAUUGGAGAAGAGGGUACCAAGUAUGACGAGCUUCUCAAGCGUCACAACAGUGAUUCUGCACAGGAGGCAGCUCUUCCAGCUGAGAAGACCAAAAAGGUGCGCUCCUUGUGGUCAGCCAUUGAUGAAAUGCUGUCGACAACCAAAGAGGAGCAAAAUUCAGUGGAAAGUGUUUUGAAAGGGGAUGUAGACCAAUACAUCCUGGAUGGGACCGAUCGAGUCCUCAAAAUUCCCCAGAGUCUGCUGGAGAGAAUUGAGCAGCUCCCACAUCAGUUGAGCUCAGGGAACGUGUAUGAGGUCGGCCAGCUAAACCUCCUGUGUGUGUUGGAGCUGGCAAACCACACGCUGCAGAUCCUCAGGGAGGAGCGUUGUCGGCUGUCUCAUGCCCCAAAGCCCCAGCUCAGUCCUCGGGACCUGCAGGUGAAAUGUCAGCAGAUGGCCCGUGUGCUGCAGGACCUCCAACUCAUCAGACAGAAGAUUUCCAAGGAAGAAAUUCCUAAGGUCAGAAGUACCAUCGGGGAGUUGGAGGCUGAGUGGGACAGGAAGUGGAUAGAUACCCUCAAAGUCACACCCCUAGUCUCUUUUCUGAAUGAAGAUCCUGCUCUUGGCUUCCUCUCACCAAUGGCUCCACUGUCAUUUGAGCCGGCGGUCGGAGCCAACUACAGAAGUAGUGUCUUCUCCCAGUAUCCCGCUAAACUUCUUGAGGAGAAGCUGAAAGAGAGUGAAUCACACAAAGGUGUCAACCCAAGUAAUUCUAACCUGAAAAGCAGCUCUUGCCCUGCAGCAGCUGAGAGGACUCAAAGUCCCAUUGUCACCACUGAAGCAUCAUCGCGAGCGAAUACUUCUCUCGACUGGCUUUUCGACACUCCUCCUUCCCCUCCUCUGAGGGCUACACCUGUGCUGCCACCUGAGGCCAGUGUGAAGAAGAUGACAAGUGUUCAGCCGAAGGUGGCUCCCAUGAGGACCAAGACUCAGAUACUAGACAUGGAGUGUGAUAACCUUGCUGAUCAGUUUGCAGAUGCUGUAACUACAACCAGCCCCACAGAAGGUACGGUCAAAGGUGUGGACCUGGAGGGUCUUCUCAGCACUCUUCAUGGAGAUCCCUUCUCUACUCGAAAGCAACUGCCACGUACCCCUGAAAGCCUCAUUAUGGAUGUGAAAAGCUCAUGGCGGAAAGCAAUGGAGGAGGACAAAGCAGAGAAAAUCAGACGGUCAGCAAAGUUUAAUGACAGCAUAAAGGGGCGACUUGCUUCCCCUGAGAAGCCUCACGAUGUGUUGCUGAGCUCUGAUGUUCCCUCCCAGAGUGUCUCCUGCAGUAUCACUUCUCCUGUCACAAACCACAGUAGCCCCCCUGUCUGCCAGCAGAGGGUCUUACUGAAGUCCUCUCUGUUGUGGGACACCUUCAACACUGAAGCCCUCGACAGCCCGAGUGGCACAGGGAGCAGUGCCGUCCAGUUCAGUCUUGACCAAGAAACUCUCCCUGAAAUGCCAAGCUGUGACAGUCUGCUGAGCCUUGACGAUGAGGCAGUGGAUAUGAAGAGUGAGGAGGAGGAUGAGCUCCUCAUCCCCUCCCUGAAGACUGAAGCAAAACAUUCGCCACUAACUAUGGCUUGUCAUCGGGGUCUAAUCCAGAAGGCGUGUGCUGACGGUUCCUUCAUCGAAAGCAGAAAGAGGACACCAGAGUUCCUUGGGUCAGGUCACAUGGUUUCUGGUUUGGACAGAGACUGGCUCAUGGAGCCUGUAAAGUCAGUGGAAUCCUCAGACAAGGUCUUCUCACUGGACCUAGACACACUGGAGACACCCUCACCCCCAAAGAAGCAGGAGUACAGCCUCCCAACACUGAUCACAUUCUCCCCGAUAGAUGACAUGAAGUGUUAAUUGCAUUCAUAUCAAAAUCACUUUUCAGCCUUUGUCUUAAACUGUCUGCCUUGGUUUUAAUAGAUGUGUAAUGUUACAAAUAUUUGUUCAAACAACUGUACAUAGCUGUGAAAUAACUUAACUGUCAUAUACUAAUUUAGUUUUCUGUGCAUGAGUUUAUUGGUUUUAAUUUAAAAUAGUGAUAUGAACUGC
Molecule: messenger RNA, 3000 nt
Organism: Seriola dumerili (greater amberjack)
Lineage: Eukaryota; Metazoa; Chordata; Actinopteri; Carangiformes; Carangidae
Gene: haus6
Product: HAUS augmin like complex subunit 6
Exons: 16
Coding region: 313-2808 (831 amino acids)
Biological process (GO): spindle assembly
Cellular component (GO): mitotic spindle microtubule; HAUS complex
Molecular function (GO): microtubule binding
Source: RefSeq, a predicted model, not a curated record